AUGGCGGUCAUGCACCCAUCACAUAGUGGUAUCUCGGGCCAGCCUGAUGUGCCUCAGAACAGAGGAGCGCAGCUCGCCGAGUCGGAGCAUCACUAUUUUGGUCGACUAGGUCGACUGACGCCAAAAUGGAUCGAGGAUCUGUUGGCGGGACCGCUCAAGCAAGAUGCGCCCAAGGAACUCGAUAUCGGGUGCGCCGCCGAAGCUCCUGAACCUGUUGCUUCUAAUGGCAGGGUCGAGAUGAUCAGAGAUCGUCACGAGCUGCUCAUUAUCGGUCACCAAUGCGAGUCUGGCGUAAUGGGUACCGGCAGCAACCCUGUUCACAUCCAGAAAUUGUCCUGUACCUGCAGGCACUGCCGGUAUCAUUUCGUUUUCCGUAUCACGCAUAGUGGAGGGCCCGGGCUGUGCGGAAGCCGCAACUUCAAAGACUUCUUCCACCACCUAGUUUAUACCGGCUCCGAGCUGGCAUCUUCCGAGCUUCUAGAACCGAAUGACAAGUACUACCCCCUGGUUGGAGCCGUGACUUACCAGUGUUCAUCAAAGACGUGCUCAUUCGCAGUGCGUCUCGAGAUCUCCCAGCCUCGGUUGCCUGCUCGCUUCAUCGACUUCCUCAGGGAUGAUGCCCGGGUCUUGGCCCGAAGACAGAAAGCGGUCCGGGAAGAUCCUGACAGGUUCAAGGAUCUUCAAGAAAUGAGCCCGGAUCCGCUCAUGUACCUCUGGAUCUACUUGAGGGACAUUGUCGAGCCAAAAACCGACACGGUCAAGCACGAGCGCAAAGUUGAUAAGCGCAACAAGAAAUUCUACAUCCAGUUCGGCAACGAUGCAGACACGAUCGAAUUGUUCCGAUUCCUAGAGUUUGAAGAAUUCACUACUCCUGAGGCAGAGGUGUGGAAGGUUCCCAGCCCAGAGAUGCUCAGGCCCGCUCCCAUCGGCUCGCGACUGGCAUUCUUUCAAGAUCUCAAGAGCGAAAUAGAGACUCUACAAUACCACACAGACCGCGAGGACAUGAAGCCACACCUGGCGAUUGACCACCUGAAACAGGCACUUGGCAUAGACGACGCCAUAGCCGAGACAAAGGUCAACCCCAAAAACUACGAUCCCAACGAUUUUGAUACCCUGGGUAUCAUCCCAGCUCUGCACGAGUCAAUAUUCUGGUAUGCGUUCACCUGCCAGCUGCAGACAUGUCCUCAGUAUGAGCCAACUCUCUUCACCGCUCUUCAAAACCUGUCUCAGGGGCGUGGCAAUGAGGAACUGGACGUGAAGAUCGCAUCCUAUGCCUCCGUAAGAGAUGCUCCACCGCCUCUGUUCGAGGAUGACGAGAUUCGUCGAGCUACCGAGAUGUCCCUGAAGGAUGCUCAAACGCGCACAAACAAGGCUCUCGACGCUGCUUAUGACUAUUUUGGUCUCACCCCCCCAGUCCCUGACGACAUUGUCAUAGGUAAAUACCUAGCCUUUUCCGACUCGUCUCCGAUGCAAAAGGGGGCCCAUAUCGAUAAGCUGGUCAAGAUUGCGAGAGAAACCCACAAUGACAGGUUGCUCGAGCAUGCACAGGGCGCUCUGGAUUAUCAAGGCGCCUUGCAGUAUCUGGGCUUCGAUCGAGACACAGACCCAGAAUUCAUAGCAAGCACCGCGCCGGUUCUAGCUCAGGAAGGAGACAAAGACUAUCUCAUGGUGGCUACAGCUAUGCGAGUGAUCGGCGAUACCCGUCACAGCAUAAUACUGCAGCAUGCGGCUGCCGCCCUGAUGUCAGACAAGGCGGGCAUGUCCGUCGCGGGGACUACAUCCCAGUUUGGCCAAGACGGUCUCGCACCACCUGUUGAGGUGAACAUGUCUCUGCCCGUGGGGCUGCAAAACAUCAGAAACACUUGUUAUCUGAACAGCAUCCUCCAAUACCUCUUUACCGUCAAAUCAGUCCGCGAGAUUGUUCUCAACCGGGAACGGUACUUCUUGGACAUCACGCCAGAGAAUGUCGCCCAGCGACGGAUAGACCCGGGCUCUGCCGCCAUCGAUGUCGGGCAGGCGUUUGCAGGCCAGCAAUUCGUCACAGAACUCUGUACCCUCUUCACUGCGCUGCAAGGCUCCAGCGAGGUCUUUGUCAAACCACGGCAGCAACUUGCUCUCGCAGCUCUGAAGACCUCGAAGCAACUCGAGGACGAUGGUGCCAUUCAGCUCGUCAAGGCUUCGGAGCACACCGGAGCAAAUGAGGGCGACAAAGAUCUACCCCGUCCACCUCCGCUACCCGCCAGGCCGUCCCCAACCCCCCCAAUCCCGCCGGCCCGUUCGGACGGGCCUCAAGUCACCGUGAACGCAAUCGCCGAUCCUGACAGGAUUGAGUCAUCCAGUAGCGUCAGUUCACAGACCCUUGUCGACCAGAUAGACGAGGUUCAGGACCCCGGAUAUGUCAGCAUUUCCAGGCAGGACAGCCGCGGAAGCAUGGGGGAAAAGCCGCGGACUGAGAUCAUCGAAGAUGUCGACAUGGACGGAUCUCCUCCCUCGGCGGUCGGCGACGAUAUGCAGGGUGUAGUUACAUCACCAAGUCAGCAGGGAAUGAUGGAGGGCGCCAUCGCUGCUCCGUCUUCCAAGAUUGAGGCCUCAGUACAGGACAAGAUUAUCAAAGCGCUGAACGACAGUAGCGUCACAGGGACCGAUCAGCAGGAUGUUGAAGAGGUCAUGGGGAACAUCAUCGGUCACCUUCGUGCGGCCAUCAAGCCGACGGGCGUGGACCGAGACACCGACUCCCAGACUGAUCCCAUCAUGGACACCUUCUUCUGGAAAAUUGUGGAUUACACAAAGAUGGGAUCGCAGCAGAACUACAGCCGCAAUGUUGCGUCGACCCGUUGGGUCACUGCUUUCCCUUCACCUACGAAAACCAUCACACUCCUAGACGCCCUCGACGUCAACUUCGGCAUGGAGUAUUUCGGCGAAGGCGACAAGAACCAGCGCUUCGCUUCCAUUGCACAAUUGCCUCCCAUUCUCCAUAUCUGCAUUCAGCGAUCUACGUCGAGCACGCACAAGAACACGAACCCGAUCGUAAUACCCGAAGUACUCUCUCUCGAUCGUUACAUGGACGCCAGUUGGGACUCGGAUCUCAUGGCACGCAGAAAGCGAAGCUGGAAUCUGCACGAGCGGCUCAAGACGAUCAGUGCUCCCAAGCCGGGACCGCAAGAACAGUCUCCGGCUCAACCGGACGGAGCAACUCAGGCCCCCAGUGACGAGAUUGACGAGGUGACUGCCCUCGAGUACGAUACAAUGAUGGUCAGCAACCCUGAGGACGAUUCUGACCUGGAGGGAUUCACCAUCAUCGACGCCCCGACCCGGGCACUCGGCAUUGAUUGCUCUGUUCAGGAUGAACAGCAGGAGGAGGAUGUCACUAUGGGAGUGCCCUUCGAGAACAUCACGGAAGCGAUCGACAGAGGCCUAAUGACGGGCCCGCCGACUGAUCAGAACUCGGACGACGCCGAAGUUCGCGCAGAACUUGACAACCUCUUCGUUGAUAUGACAGACCACAAAUAUCUCCUCCAUGCAGUAAUCUGCCACAUGGGUAAGACCCGGAGCUCAGGGCACUACUGGGUCUGGAUCUACGACUUUGAGAAGGGUCUGUGGCGCAAGUACAACGACAGCAAUGUCUAUGAAGAGACCGAUUCGCGAGCAGUGAUGGAGGAACUUUCGACGAAAGGGGAGCCGUACUACCUGGCGUACGUUCGAGCGGACAAUGUCAGCGAGAUGGUCAACAUACCGAGCCGUGCAGCUUCGUCGGGACCUGCUGUGCGGGCAACCUCAUAA
Molecule: messenger RNA, 3780 nt
Organism: Thyridium curvatum
Lineage: Eukaryota; Fungi; Ascomycota; Sordariomycetes; Thyridiales; Thyridiaceae
Exons: 4
Coding region: 1-3780 (1259 amino acids)
Biological process (GO): proteasome-mediated ubiquitin-dependent protein catabolic process; regulation of proteasomal protein catabolic process; protein deubiquitination
Molecular function (GO): proteasome binding; cysteine-type deubiquitinase activity
Source: RefSeq, a predicted model, not a curated record